Fusarium fujikuroi IMI 58289 is the source of this 1593-nucleotide messenger RNA. RefSeq lists its product as uncharacterized. The coding region runs from base 1 to 1593 and encodes 530 amino acids. The record is from RefSeq and is a predicted model, not a curated record. Lineage: Eukaryota; Fungi; Ascomycota; Sordariomycetes; Hypocreales; Nectriaceae. The transcript has 2 exons.
AUGUUUGGAAACUUCACCUCCUUCGCCGGCAUUCCGGCCAAGAGCAAGGUUGAUCCUAAGGACGUACCGCCUCCUACGCCGGUAACCCUUCCUCGCUUUCAACCUUUUGCUCAGGACGACGAUACCAUCGAUGAAUCGUCUGAGCUAUCUACUCUUCUCCGUAACACUGGAAGAUCAACUGCCGCUCUCGGUCCUUCGGGUUUCUCUGCCAUUGGUCUUAAUCUGAACCUCGAUGUCAAGCCCACAGACCUGAUUCCUGACCCUUCAUUCAUCCCGGAUUUCGAUAGUUGGGACAAACUGUCGUCAGACGAAGCCCAAGAGAAGAAUCAGUCCACCCGUCACCUCUUAAGAAACGGCAACCUGUCUCCCGGCUGCCAUGUGUACCUGGAACGCAAGAAGGAAUUGUCGAAUGCCAAUGAAGACGCCUUUCGGACAGUCAGAAGGCUUCCAGCCCCGAAAGGAAAGACACAGGCUCGUUUAGGGAAUGCCUAUGAGUUUUUCCGUUGCCUUGAAGCCUUUACCUCUUUUUGGGAUGACCCAACUCAGCCAUUACCGCUUCCUCCUUCCCCUGAGGCUUCUCCAGAAGUUACUUCGUCUGGUGAUGCCGCAAACUCGGGGGACGCAAAACCUGCGAGUCCCAAGCCAGAUGAGAGCGCAAACUUCUUCAGAACCAGCGCUGGAUCGUCUAUGCCACUCGAAUAUCGCAAUAACCUGAUGACAUCAUUCAUCAAACUUGUUGCUUAUGACUUUGGGUGCAACGUCUCGCCUUCUCGAACCGAACCACGACUUCACUUCAGUUCACCCCAAGGAUCUGGUUCUCGCAAAUCUUUUUGCCCCUCAGGCUGCCUUUUCAUAUUUCAAAGUCCCACAACCCGUGAAGCCGCUCGUGCAGGUGUGGUCCACGGGCCUGUCGCCGCUGUCAGUGCCAGAGGUACAACUGACUUCACUCAGCCUGAUCCUGAAACUGCACAGUCACUCGACCUCGCUCGAGAGAUCGUAGCAGCUCUAAUUACAGCGCAGCAUCGCGCACGUGAAGGAAAGACUGAGAAGCGAUUUGGGGAGGGAGAAUGGUGGACGACCAAGAAGCGCUGGGGAAGCGGUCCUGGAGGGCCCAUAGGACGCGAGGUCGAAAAGGACCUGGUACAAGGCGACAAGGACGCGAAACCCAGUGACGAUAACGGUCUUCCCAUGCCACUUGCUAAGAAACCUCGCAAAAACAUGAGUAUCUACGACAACUAUCGCAUGAUUCGGCCUCCAUCAUCGACUUGGGACAAGAAGGCUCAAUACGAAGCCAUUGGGAGGCGCAAGGGGGCCGACUACGACGAUAUCUUUGUAGUGAGCUCGCUGUUUCACCAUAUCUCGGUCAUCCGUGUCAGAGUACCCAAUCGGCUACUUGAGGCUCUGGAAGGGGCACGGGAGCCAGAUGCAUCCAGGCGAAGUUGGGGUAAGGUUGAGGCUUGGAGGAGCCCCUGGUACGAUUUAUUUGAUACCAUACAACGACUAGCAGCUAUGAAACUAGUGUGGGCGAUGAUGGCUUACCAGAUGAGAAAAGAUGUUGUGUCUGAUGGGGACGUUGCUAUGACCAAUGCCUAA